This is a messenger RNA of Phyllostomus discolor (pale spear-nosed bat), 2343 nucleotides long. RefSeq names its product transmembrane BAX inhibitor motif containing 1 (gene TMBIM1). The record is from RefSeq and is a predicted model, not a curated record. The transcript has 12 exons. Bases 150 to 1070 code for a protein of 306 amino acids. Lineage: Eukaryota; Metazoa; Chordata; Mammalia; Chiroptera; Phyllostomidae. Gene Ontology annotation, biological process: negative regulation of apoptotic signaling pathway. Gene Ontology annotation, cellular component: membrane; endoplasmic reticulum; Golgi apparatus.
CGCGCGGGGCGGGGCUGCCCGGCCCAGCCCAUCCGAGCCUAGGCCGGAGCGGACGGUGCGGGACUUGGAGACGCCCGGAGGCUGCGAGCACACCGUCCGAGUCGACCAGGUCCUGGCAGCUGGGGUCCCCCCUCAGCCCUUGACCGGCCAUGUCCAACCCCAGUGCCCCACCUCCGUACGAGGACCGAAACCCCCUGUAUCCUCCACCCCAGGGGGGCUACGGGCAGCCGUCGGUCCUGCCUGGCGGGUAUCCUGCCUACCCUGCCUACCCACAGCCGGGCUACGGUCACCCUGCAGGCUACCCACAGCCCAUGCCCCCGGUCCACCCGAUGCCCAUGCACUACGGCCCAGGCUAUGAUGGCGAGAGAGCAGCGAGCGACAGCUUUGGGACUGGAGAAUGGGAAGACAUGAAAGUCCGACACACCUUCAUUCGAAAGGUUUACAGCAUCAUCUCCAUCCAGCUGCUCAUCACGGUGGCCAUCAUCGCCAUCUUCACCUUUGUGCAGCCAGUCGGCGACUUUGUGAGGAGAAACACGGCCGUCUACUACGUGUCCUAUGCUGUCUUCCUGGCGACCUACCUGACCCUGGCCUGCUGCCAGGGACCCAGACGCCGCUUCCCAUGGAACAUCAUCCUGCUGACCCUCUUUACUCUUGCCCUGGGCUUCAUGACCGGCACCAUUGCCAGCAUGUAUCAGACCAAGGCCGUCAUCAUUGCGAUGAUCAUCACUGCCGUGGUGUCCAUUUCGGUCACCAUCUUCUGCUUCCAGACCAAGGUGGACUUCACCUCGUGCACAGGCCUCUUCUGUGUCCUGGGAAUAGUGAUGAUGGUGACAGGGAUCGUCACUGCCAUUGUGCUGGCCUUCAAAUAUGUUUACUGGCUCCACAUGGUCUAUGCUGCUCUGGGGGCCAUUUGCUUCACCCUGUUCCUGGCUUAUGACACGCAACUGGUCCUGGGGAACCGGAAGCACACCAUCAGCCCAGAGGACUACAUCACCGGCGCCCUGCAGAUCUACACGGACAUCAUCUACAUCUUCACCUUCGUGCUGCAGCUGGUGGGGAGUCGCGAUUAAAGAGCACCCCCAGUUCCACGCCACCCAAGGCUCUCCCAUCCCCGGAGGGCUGGGCCUUGUGACUGGGGUCUGGGCUGCAGACCCUUUCCUUCCCCUCAAGUAAUAUGCCCAGUUUCCUUUCUGUCCCGAGUGGGUGGCCUCUCUGGCUGUGGCUGUGUGGGUACCACCUGGUGGGGCCGGAGGAACUGGGAACUAACUCUGGGCAGGGACUAGGCUGCAGAUGUACCCGCUGUGUGGCACCAGCUGCUACUUAACCGCUGGGCUGGAGGGGGAGGGAUGGCAAGAGCCUAUUUCAUAACUAAAAGGGAAUGUGGAGAUAGAAGUGACUUCAAGGUGAUGAGGUUUCCCCUCCCACCGUCGCCACAGGCUUCCGGGCUCAGUAGCUGGGGCCAUUUCCUCCCUCAUCCCCUAACAAAGAGCUUUGUCCUCCGCCUCUGGGACUCUUACACCGUUACGCUGUGCUCCUCCGGCAAACUGUGGCACUUCCCCACUCGGGGAGGUACACGAGACCUGUGCCUGUGGGUCCUCCUGCUUCAGCUCCCCUUCUGAUGGCAUGUAUAUACUAUUUGUCCGGGCUGGGGCAGGGGAGGAAGGUGAGAGCGAGCAACGUCAAGCACGGGGGCCAACACAGAGCAGCAUCAGCCCUGGGCUUCCUCGUGGCGGCGGGCGCAGAGAGCACAGGCCCACUUGCGGCCAUCUGGUCCCCAUUCUCCGAAGCUGCCUGGGGUCAGGGCAGGGUGGAGGGUGCUCCCUGGUGCUUCCGAGGUCUCUGGUGAGAGGGAUCUCUUGCUUCCUAUUGCUCAGGCAGCUCAAGGCAGAAAGCAAGGGGUGAAGGUCGGGAGAUGGGGUGGUUUGUAGGGGUGAGUGUGGCCAGGAUGAAGAGGCGGGGCUGGGGGCAGGGGAAACGCCUUGGGGGCACCCCGCCCGUCUGAGAGCUGGGGAAGCCUGCAGUGGGGCCUGUGGAAGCUUGGUGUCUUUCCUUCUGCUACCCUGGCGGGGGGCCUGAGGGGAAGGACACUUCCCCUCUCUUCUUGACUCUCACGGGGGGAUUUGAGACUCGGACCCCAUCUCCCCAGCCAGCUACUGCUUCCUUCGCGACACCAAGUGCCUCAAGCUGGAAGGGGGAGGAGGACAAGGGUCACUCUGUGGGGUGGGGUGGAAAGCAAAUCAGCCCAAGGGUAUAAUUAGGACUCUCUAAGUCCUUGGUCCUAAGUAUAUCAUGUAAAAGGACAUAACUAGAAAUGUAAUAAAGUUUUAUGUUUAGAAGUUAAAA